AUGGGAUUUACCUGCUGUGGUGAUAAAUUAAUUCCCAGACCAAAAUGUAUUGUGUGUGGUUUUGUUUUAUCAAAUGAAGCUAUGGUUCCCAGUAAACUAUUGCGACACUUCUCCACAAAACAUGAUCACUUGUCUAAGAAACCUCUUGAAUAUUUCAAAGAUCUGAUAAAAUUACAAGAAAAACAAAAAGACAGUUAUUUAGUCGCAGAAAUAAUCGCCAGAGAAAUGAAGCCUCAUACUAUUGGUGAAACUUUGAUUCGCCCGGCCUAUACAGCAAUUGUGAGAACAAUUUUUGGUGCUGAAGCAAAAGAAGAAAUAAAAAAGAUUCCUUUGUCAAAUGACACUACGAGUAGACGUAUUAGUGAUCUAUCAGUUGAUAUUGAAAAUUGGAUGAGUCAAGUGAUCGGUGGUAAAGCACAAUUACUUGCCUUCACUCGAUUUAUUAAAGAUCAUGAAAUUUUAGAAGAAUUUUUAUGCUGCAAGGAAUUUGAAAAAACUACGACGGGAAAAGAUGUUUUUGAUAUCAUGAACACAUAUUUUAAUACAAAUGGUCUAUCUUGGAAAUCUUGCGUGGGUGUAUGCACAGAUGGCGCCCGUUCAAUAAUUGGAACUAUAAAAGGAUUUGUUUCAUACGCUAAAAAGGAAAACGAAAACAUUGUAACAACUCACGUUGUUACAAUGUAG
Centruroides sculpturatus (bark scorpion) is the source of this 684-nucleotide messenger RNA. Its product is annotated as protein ZBED8-like. Bases 1 to 684 code for a protein of 227 amino acids. NCBI's taxonomy places the organism in Eukaryota, Metazoa, Arthropoda, Arachnida, Scorpiones, Buthidae. The transcript has 3 exons. The record is from RefSeq and is a predicted model, not a curated record.